Messenger RNA from Prorocentrum cordatum, 4368 nucleotides. The record is from the annotation of a GenBank genome assembly. NCBI's taxonomy places the organism in Eukaryota, Dinophyceae, Prorocentrales, Prorocentraceae.
AUGUGGGUGCUGGUCGAGUCGACGACUGCUGGUGCGCGCGGGACCGCCGUGGCUCCGCCCGCCGGAUCGGUGCUGCGAGGGUCUGUCGGCCUCAUGCCGCUGGCCGACGGCUCGUGGGUGGCGAUCCGCUCGAUCUCGGGAUCGGCCCAGGAGUACGCCGGGCUGCUGCGGCAGUGGCGCGACGCCGUCGCCAGCUUCACCGAGGAGGCGUUCGUGGACUGGCACAUCCCCGGGCCGCGGACUUGCCUGCGGUGCUGCAAGUUCAUCGACCGUCGGCAGGGGGGGCCGCUGGACCACUUCAGGUUCUGGAAGGCGACCCUCGGGCUGGCGGCCGACGACUACGGCGUGAACGACUACGAGGCCGGGAUGCGCGCGAUCUACACGAUGGCGUGCUGGGGCGGCUUGGACCUGCCAAACAUCGCGGGCGCUGAGCAGAUCCUUCGGAAGUGUCAGAUGUACGAGUACGUCUACGGGGGCCCAGCGGUGGUGGCCCGCCAUUCGCUGGAGAUGAGCACUUCAAGGGCAUGCCUUGCGGUCGCCAACGUGAUCUAUUUCCACUGCCACGUCCUGAUCAACAGCGUCAGGUCCGUUCAGAGGCGAACAGCUUCGCUUGCACACGUUCUGUGGCCCGUCGUGGUCUUCGACGGGGUGGUUAAUACUCUCAACGAGCUGUACGUCGGCCAGCCCUGUCGCCACGGCGACCACUCGCAGCCUGUCUUUGCGGGUCAGCAGCGGGCCUUGGACAACGUUCGAGAUGCUGUCCGACGGUUCGGUAAGCCCCCGGAGGGAUUGACUGGCUCAGGAGCCCUUGAGGAGCUCCGAGUCCUCAGCGACUACGCCGGCGAGAGUGCCACGGUCGCUCCGUUCAGCUUUGAUAACAUCAACAGCCUCUCGCUCCCGGACGAGGGUUUCGCGCUGGUGGCGCUGGACACGCUGGGAGGAGGAGCUGGCCGUAAGAUAGUUGAACGGCUUCAUGAUAUGAUGCUGUCCCAGUCCGAGGGUCGGGCUCGGAUUGAGUCCGACGGUCCUCGGAAGCUUUACAUUGACCCGGCGCUCAGGAACCCCAAGCUGUACAUCCAGCUGCUGCGGAUCCUCGAGCGCCGGAACCUCAUCGACUACUACGCUGACAAGGCGUGCAGCGUGGGUGUGUUCUUCGUUUAUAAGAAGUCGGGGAAGCUGCGGCCCAUCCUGGACGGCAGGCAUGCGUCCCUGCACUUCAAGGCCCCCGACAAGGUGGCCCUUGCGUCUGGCGCCAGCUUCGCUGGUCUUCACGUGGACAGCGGGAAGCCCAUCGCCGUGGCCGAGGUGGACCUGGCCGACGCCUUCUACACGAUGCUGCUGCCGCCGGAGUUCCGACGGUACCUUGCGCUGCCGAGCUGCCGCGCGGGCCAGCUGGGGCUUGACUGCACCUCGGAUGGGCGCCCUCUCAGCGGGACGGACCUGGUCUACCCCUGCUUCCGGUGCCCGCCGAUGGGCUGCUCCUUCAGCCUCUGGAUCUGCCAGACGAUGUUGGAGGCGACCGCGCUGCAGGUGCCCCAGCUGACCGUGGCCAACCGCUUCGUGGACAGGCGUCCUGUGCCGGGUGUCACCAGCGACGUGAUCCACACCGAGUACGUGGACAACGCGCUGAGCCUCUCGACCGACCCGUCGGUGGCGUCCGCGGCUGCCGCUGCUGUCGACUCUCGGCUCCGGGCGGCUGGCUUACCAACCCACGGGGUCGAGUGCAGUUUCGGCGCUGCCGCGCUGGGCUGGCAGUUCGACGAGAAGUUCCCGAUCAUCGGACUGAACCCGGCGCUGCGGUGGAAGCUGCGGCUGGCCUGCCUGGAGCUGUGCCGGAAGGGCUUUGCUUCGGGCAAGACGGUCUCGCGCGUGGUCUCACACUUUACAUCGAGGGCGCUGAUCUGGCGCGAGCUUCUGUCCUGUCUCAACUCGCUGUACGCUUUUUCUGCCCAGUAUGGUGGCCGAACUGCUCGGCUCUGGCCCUCUUGCCUGCGCGAGCUCCGCUGGUGCGCCAGUCUGGUCGUGUUCUGCUUCCGAGACGCGGGUGCCGCGUUUGACAGCAGGCUCACGAUGGUCGACGCAUCGUGGUGGGGCGUGGGGGUCACUCAGAAAACAUCGUCGUCAGCUGUUGCGCUGGAGUUAUCACGGUACAACGAGAGGUGGAGAUUCAGCAAGACUCAGGAGGGUGGCGUCUCACAUCGGUCCCUCGCCCUGAAGGCUCAGAGCUCUGGAGACCCCUUCGUGCCCGAGUCGGUCGCAACCUUCGAGAAUCCAGGGGGCUUCCAGGAGGUGAUCACGGACUUGGAGGAGGAUGAGGAGUUCGUCGUGUCGAGCUCCGCGUUCGAGGUGGAGGAGGUGACCCAGGUGGAGAAUGAGGAGUUCCCGGAGAUCCCAGAGGCCGUCUGGGCGGAGGGGUGGUACCCGGUCGUGUCGCACAGAUGCGGCACUGCCUUCUUUUGGCGCUGGGUGCCUUCCGAGCGGAACUCCGCGGACCGCGCCUCCAGGAACCUGCCGGGCAGCCUGCCUUCGGGCCCCCGCCUGGCCUCGAGCAAGAGGCGAGCUGGGACCCCAGCCGGGCGGACUACUUCCUCGGCAGCGGCUUCGACAUUGGGGCUGGCCCUGGCGGCCGAGCCGCUGGAGCGGACGGCCCGUGCGAAGCGUCGGCGGACCAGGCACCCAGAGGGCGUCCACUGGCGGGGACCUGGACAGCGGUCAUUCCUGGAGCAGAAGGCCGUGAACACCAGGACGACGCUGGACUACCAGGCCCGAUACCACCGUUUCCUGACCUGGGCCGAGGCUGCGAGGCUCCCAGUGCCCACCAUCCCAGAGCUGGAGGAGACGCUCCUGGAAUACUUCAACGAGCUGUACUUCGAGGGCCACGAUUCGCCGGACGGGUCGAAGCUGGCGGCCGCCGUGACCCACUUCCGACUGGACCUGCUGCCGAAGCUGAUCAACAUGCCGCGCGUGCAGCGGGCGCUGAAGGGCUGGAAGUCCAUGGCGCCCCCCCGGGCUCGCCUGCCCCUGCCCUGGCCGGUGGUGGCGUGGAUGGCGGACUGGAUGGUGACGAACGGGUUCGAGGCGGCGGCGACGGCAACCGUGCUGGCCUUCAUCCUCUACCUGCGGCCCUCCGAGCUGCUGUCCCUGCGCGUGAUCUCGGUCGCGCGGCCGGUGAAGAGCGGGCCCCGGCACCUGAGCAAGUACUCCAUCCUCCUGUUCCCCGCCGAGCUCGAGGCGAGGUCGAAGACAAAGGACUACGACAUCAGCCUGCUGCUGGACAACCCAGAGUUCGGCUGGAUGGAGCAGGUGCUGGACCGACUGGUGCUGGGCCGACACCCGGAGCAGCCGCUGUUCGCGCUGAGCAUGAAGUCGUGGACCCGAGCGUUCAACCUCGCGUCCGCCGCCCUGGACCUGGAGAACCUGGGCCCUCGGCUGCGCCGCGACUAUUGGCAGCACCCUAUGCAGAACUUGAGCUCGUGGGCCCACACCGCCAAGUCGAAGGUGCACCUGGAGAUCUUCAGUGGCUCCGGGAACUGGUCGCGUGCCAUGCGACACGGCCAGGCCUCUCGGCUGGCCCCACGUGUCUUCGAGCUGGACAUGGAGCACGAGCCCGCCCUGGGCGACCUCUCCAGGCGCAGCGUGCAACGUGUUGUUCGGGGUUGGCUUCGUGGGCAGCUGCUCCAGGGUGUGUGGCUGGGUAUGCCCUGCAGUUCCUGGUCCAUGGCGUGGAAUAGGCCCAACGGCCCCCCGGCCCUGCGGGAUGGGAACCAUCUGCUGGGACUCCCUGGUCUCUCGUCAGGCGACUCGCUCAAGGUGAUGCUGGGGAACAGGCUCGCGUGCUUCUCCUUCAGCUUCUUUCUGGAGUGCGCGCUGCGUGGGGCCCCAGCGGCGAUCGAGAACCCGGCCACUUCGUGGGUGUGGCAGACCAAGUGGGCGGUACAUGCCGCCAAGCAGACCAACGUGAAGGUGAUCGACUUUGAUUUCUGUGCUUUCGGCACGCAAUGGAGAAAACGAACCGGAGUCAUGUAUGCGCACGUGAACCUUGACGCCCUGAGUAGUUGUAAGUGCAGUGGCCGUGGCUGUUGCUCUUUCUCGCAGGCGCCGCACAAAGCCCUCGAGGGCAAGGCGCCGUCGGGCUCUUCCCGUGCACCCUACGACCGGUACCCGCCGCAUUGGCAGGACGGGUCGCCGCCCCCGAACCUCGAGAGUUUCGCGUCCGACCUGGUCGCCUCAGACGCCGUGGGGGCCACCGACGUGCUCGUAUUCGGCUCCCGGGGCGGCCAGGUGGUCCUGCCCGAGUUCUGGCGCCAGUGUGGCCCCGAGGUGCCGCCGUGCUUCGUGAUGAACGGUGGUUGCCGUGGUACAGUUUAA